Cucumis sativus (cucumber) is the source of this 2113-nucleotide messenger RNA. RefSeq names its product probable protein phosphatase 2C 34. The transcript is spliced from 5 exons. Bases 871 to 1983 code for a protein of 370 amino acids. Gene Ontology annotation, molecular function: protein serine/threonine phosphatase activity. The record is from RefSeq and is a predicted model, not a curated record. Gene Ontology annotation, biological process: protein dephosphorylation. Lineage: Eukaryota; Viridiplantae; Streptophyta; Magnoliopsida; Cucurbitales; Cucurbitaceae.
GCAGAAAGAGUAUAUAUCUAUUUUAGCUCCAAUAGGAUUUGGCCAAUUUUUUGUCAUUUUUAACGUGACCAUGCAAAUCUAUAUGAACCUUAGUUAGAUUUCAUUAGUGGAUUACUGAAUCAGCAGAUUGAUGGAAAAUACAUCAUAAAGAUUUUUAUUAAUCUACCCUUUUGUCUGAAAUAACCAAUUAUAACUUUAAAUAAUAUUGUUUCUCAUUCCAAACUUUCGACUAAAACUAAGAGAUAUUGCUGAUAAUUAACUCAAUAUUAAUCGGCAUAUCUGUCAAUGCUUUUCAGAAUACAAAAUUCAUCCCUCCUUGCCUCGAUUAGAAGUGAAAAUGAUCCAUGGAUUCUUCAUGUUAUGUUCUACGAUUUGAGAAUAAGGAUAUUGUAUUUUUUCAUGUUAUCUUCUACAAUUCUCUUAUUCUAGAUAGAAUUUACACAAACUUACAUGUAUAUGGACAAUAUCAUAUCAUUAUAGAACAUGUGAAAGAUAGCAAUUAAUUUUAAAUGAAUAUUUGAAUCUUUUUUUUUUUGUACAUUAGAUUCAUUGUCUUUGCGUUUGGUUAUAUAUAUUUAAAGUUUGAGAUAGUAAACCUUUUGAGUCAGAUUCUGUCGUUUACUAGCCAAUAACAUUGCUUUUGGUUUUGAGUAGAGAAUGUUUGUAAAGAGAGAGUGAGAAGAAACAAAUAGAAAAAACCAAUCAAAGUAAUCAGUGAGAUGAUGAAAAGAAUACAUUUUUUUAGUAAUAUUUGUUUGUUUCUACUUGUAUUAUCAAUCCAAACCGCUUUAUUUAAGUCUAUCUGAUCUGUUCCAAGUUUUAGUGAUUAGCUAGGAUUAGGACGAUACAUCGAGUACACGAAACAGAUUGAUGAUCGAACAGGCGAUGAAGCACUUGUUCUUGAAGUUCAAUAAACUAACAAAGUCACUAACUCCUAAGAAAUGGAGAAACUCUGAAAAUGCUUCUGUUGUAAGUGGAAGAGAAUCUGCAGAAGCAAUGGCAAAGUCUGCUAAGAAGAAGGAUCUGAUCAUCCAUGGUUCCGGGAGUAUAAAUAUUGAUGGUUCGAGCAAUUUUGUCUCGAGUUUUUCAAAGAGGGGUGAGAAAGGAAUCAAUCAGGACUGCUGCAUUGUGUGGGAGGAAUUUGGGUGUCAAAAAGAUAUGAUAUUUUGUGGGGUUUUUGAUGGCCAUGGACCAUGGGGGCAUUUUGUUGCAAAAGAGGUUAGAGAGUCAAUGCCAAUUGCUCUACUUUGCAAUUGGGAAGAAGCACUUGUUCAAACUUCUCUUCUUCACCCACAUUUGGAACUCAACUCAACAAAAACAAAUUUACACUUCAAUUUGUGGGAGCGUUCUUAUAUAGAAGCAUGUGCUGUGGUCGAUCCAGAACUUGAGCGACAUCCUAAAAUCGACACAUUUCAUAGCGGAACAACGGCCCUUUCCAUUGUUCGACAAGGUGAAACAAUUGUCAUUGCAAACCUUGGCGACUCUCGAGCCGUGUUGGCUACAAGUUCUAAUGAUGGAAAUUCAAUGUUGUCACCCAUUCAGCUCACUAUCGAUUUCAAGCCAAAUCUACCUCAAGAGGCUGAGAGGAUAACACAAUGCAAUGGGAGGGUUUUUUGCUUGCAAGAUGAACCAGGGACUCAACGUCUUUGGUUGCCGAAUGGGAAAAUGCCAGGACUAUCAAUAUCGAGAUCGUUUGGCGAUUUCUGCUUUAAGCAUUUUGGACUUAUUUCCAUGUCUGAUGUAACACAAAGAAGUGUAACCAAUAAAGACUUAUUUGUUAUACUUGCAACUGAUGGGAUAUGGGACGUGGUCUCGAAUCAAGAAGCUGUGCAGAUCGUACAUUCGACGAUAGAUCGAAAAAAGUCAGCUCGACGAUUGGUUGAUUAUGCAACUUGUGCAUGGAAGCGGAAGAGGCCUAGAAUUGCAAUGGAUGAUAUGUCAGUAAUUGUCCUUUACCUCCAUUCUUCACCCUUGCAUCAAUAAUCUUUUUGUAUAUUGUAGCACCAAUGUAAAAACCAAAAAAGAACAUCAAUGUUUAUGUAUGUUCAUUCUUUAGGCUACUUGUUACCGCAAAAUGUUAACGUAAAAAUGACAUGUAGUUUUAAUCAUACCA